This is a messenger RNA of Phycodurus eques (leafy seadragon), 4614 nucleotides long. It is a transcript of the gene cngb1a, whose product is annotated as cyclic nucleotide gated channel subunit beta 1a. The transcript has 32 exons. Gene Ontology annotation, biological process: monoatomic cation transmembrane transport; retina homeostasis. The record is from RefSeq and is a predicted model, not a curated record. Gene Ontology annotation, cellular component: intracellular cyclic nucleotide activated cation channel complex; photoreceptor outer segment; plasma membrane. Bases 213 to 3587 code for a protein of 1124 amino acids. Lineage: Eukaryota; Metazoa; Chordata; Actinopteri; Syngnathiformes; Syngnathidae. Gene Ontology annotation, molecular function: cGMP binding; intracellularly cAMP-activated cation channel activity; intracellularly cGMP-activated cation channel activity.
UAAAUCCUCACGCUCACACUCGUCAUCAGAACACCACAUCCACGUUGUGGACACUCUGCUCCUGCUCCUAGUCCUGGUUCUGGUGGUCCGGAGGUGAUGCUGCUGGAGGGUCACUCAAUCAGUCAGGUCAGCGCCGGUUUGAGAGGUUUUGUCAAAAGCGUCGCUGGUCGUGCCUACCUAGACGCGGCGCACCAAAACCACCAGCUUCGUUCAUGGAUUUUCCCCAAAUCAGAGUUGAUAAGAAACCGGAGUCGUCAUCGAGCAUCAGAAUCUUCUGUUUGAAGCUCGAACAACCUGAAGUCAUUACGGUAAAAGUCUUCAUCAUGAUGAGCUGGCUGCUCAAAAUUGUUCCUCAGCCCCCCAGGACAACCCAACUCCACGAACCCAACCCCCAAACGGAGCAGAAGGUGACAAUCCAGGAUGAGUCCAAACAGGAAGUGGCGUUGUCAUCAGAGAGCAGAAGCAGGAAGGGCGUGGUGCGUUGGAUGAGUGAAGGUCUGGACAAGGUGUUUCCACCGCUCGUCGUCAACGAGAACAACCGUCAGGCCGCCACGGAGGAUGCUGCGGUAGCAGCAGGUGAGACUCCGCCUUUAGGACCACUUCACGCCACCUUUGCCGCCGCGCAUGUCCCGCUAGAGGAGGUGGAGUCCGAGCAUCGGGACGCCGCAGACGAGGAGCCCCUCCCGCCCGGGACGGCCGAGGCAGAGAAGCAGUCCAAUAUCAUGGGAUGGAUCGGCAGCGGCCUCGGGCGCCUGUUGCCUCGGCCGACGCAAAAGCAGGAAGCAGACGGGGACCUUCACGACACCAUUCAGAAGAAGAGGGAGGCGCAACUGUCGGAGCAGGAACAGCAGCCGGCAGCAAAAGACGGCCUCGAGACGAAGCAUGACAAGGAGGUUGGAGAUGUGAGUUGGAUUCCGCUGCUGGAGAACAUCAAGAAGGAUGCUGGCGAGGCGGUUCUGGCUCAAGUGGAGAAAAGACUUCAGCAGCAGCGCCUGGAGGCCGCCCGCCUGGCGGAGGACGCGGCUAGGAGGGCGGCACAGGAAGCCGUCCGACUGCUGGAGGCGGAACAUUCAGCCACGAUCGUCAUUCAACGUCUGCCCGAGGCCAACGAGCAACUUCCUAACAUCCUGGAGGAGGAAAACGAGGACGAGCUCGACAGGUGCCUGCCUGAAGGUGGCGCUCAACACUCAGUCGGAGCACAAGAAGUCAGCGCCCUUUCUGAGAGGAAAGACCCGGCAAGUUCCGCCGGGCAGGUUGAAACUGGAGCUGAAGUUGCAGAUGAAGGUCUGCAACUGGACGCGGGAAAAGCUGUGAUCAUCCCUGAGAUUUUCACGCCACCAGGCUGCGCCCCCAUGCUGAGUGUCGUCGACCCCGCUCUGUCAAAACUCAGAGUGACCGCCAAUCUCUCUGCUGACGACGACGACGAAGAAGAGUCAGUAAGGGGAGGACUCAAGUCCUGGUCCAGUCAAGGUGACCUGCUGACUGCAGACGUCCGUCCGGCAUCGGCGGCCAGCGUUGGCAGCGUGGUGGUUCAGGACCGUCUCGGCCAGCUGGUCCGGCUCUUCAAAGGACGGACUGAACGCCAAAAAGACCGUCUGGUUGACCCAGACGAGUCGGAGCAGGAAAGUCCCGCUACCUCUCCCAGCAAAGCUCUGCCGCCCCCAACCCCACCCGAAGAAGACAAGUUGGAGCCCCCCACCACCGGAAAGGAAGAAGAAGACGAUGAGCCAGCAUUACACUUUCAACUUCUAAGACAGGCUGUUAAAAUUCUCAAACUUCCCAGCAUGCCCAAAUGGCUCCGAGCCAUUGUGGAAUUCCGGUUCCCCUCCAGCAUCGACCCGUUCACUGAUUUGGUUUACGUGGUGUGGCUGUUCUUAGUGGUGGCAGCCUGGAACUGGAACGUUUGGCUGAUACCCAUACGCUGGGCCUUUCCCUACCAGACCCCAGAGAACCUCCACCUGUGGCUCCUGGCCGACUACACCUGCGACCUCAUCUACAUCGUGGACAUCCUGCUCUUCCAACCCCGCUUACAAUUUGUCAGCGGGGGAGACAUCGUGGUCAGGGACCAAAGACACAAAUUCACAAUUUGUCUGCUUGUCGUUUUACAUUGUCAUCGUUCUGUCUUCCUUCCUCAUCUCACGCUAUCCCAUAACGUUCUGUUUCAGUGUGACAAAAAAGCCAUGAGAGAAAACUACAUGACCACGGAGAGGUUCAAGAUAGACGUCAUCAGUCUUUUUCCCAUGGAGAUCCUCUACUACUGGACAGGAGUCAACUCUCUGCUUAGAUUCCCUCGUCUGCUUAAGUACCACGUUUUCUUCGAGUUCAAUGACAGGAUGGAGGCGGUGAUGAAGAAGGCCUACAUCUACAGGGUGAUCCGGACUUCCACCUACCUGCUGUACUCUCUGCACAUCAACGCGUGCCUCUUCUACUGGGGCUCCGACUAUGAAGGCUUAGGGUCCACCAAGUGGGUGUACGACGGGAAAGGCAAUGCGUACAUCCGCUGCUACUACUUCGCAGUGAAGACAUUGAUCACCAUUGGCGGACUUCCGGACCCGACCACCGUCUUUGAGAUCUGCUUCCAGCUCAUCAACUAUUUUGUCGGAGUCUUCGCUUUCUCGAUCAUGAUCGGACAAAUGAGGGACGUGGUGGGGGCAGCCACGGCAGGCGAGAACUACUACCGGGCCUGCAUGGACAGCACUACCAAGUACAUGAACUCUUACAACAUUCCCAACCCCGUCCAGAACCGCAUCAAGACCUGGUACGACUACACGUGGAAGAGCCAAGGCAUGCUAGACGAGCAGGAGUUGCUGGUGCAGCUUCCCGCCAAAAUGAGACUGGACAUGGCCGUGGACGUCAACUACUCCAUCGUCAGCAAGGUGGCGCUCUUCCAGGGUUGUGAUCGUCAGAUGGUGUUUGACAUGCUGACAAGACUCAAGUCUGUGGUCUACCUGCCAGGAGACUUUGUGUGCAAGAAGGGUGAGAUCGGCAGAGAAAUGUACAUCAUCAAGCAGGGCGAGGUCCAAGUGGUUGGCGGGCCAGACCUGAAGACAGUUUUUGUCACCAUCAGAGCAGGUUCAGUGUUUGGAGAGAUCAGUUUGUUGGCGGGGGGCGGAGGGAACCGCCGCACCGCCAACGUGAAGGCGCACGGAUUCGCCAACCUGUUCAUCCUGGAUAAAAAGGACCUGGCAGAGAUCCUGGUCCACUAUCCAGAGUCCCAGAAACUUCUCCGCAAGAAGGCCAAGACCAUGCUGACCAAGGACAAGAAGCCGGACGAAAAGGGAGGCGGCAAAGACGUCGCCCAGGUCAUUCCGGUCCGGCCUGACACGCCCAAAAUGUUCAAGGCGGCGCUGAGGGUGACGACGCAGGCGGGAAUGGCAGGAACCUUCGCCAAACUCAAGAAGAGCUACGGCCAGCCUCAGGACCAGGCUCCGCCCUCAACUCGACAUCACGGCUCGGCGGCGCCGCCCACAGGCAGCUCAUUGGUUGUCACCGUGACGUCUUCGAAGGAAGGGGAGGAGCUUCUGUCGAUGGAAGUGGAUAGUGGAGCAGAGAAGAAGAUACAGGAGGACGAAGUGCACACCAAGUAAAAGACUUCAUUCAGACUCUUCACCUUCCCGUCAAUUCCUUCCAAACGCUUCCAGAUUGUUGUCAACAUGCAUCUUCCAGGAUAAUUCUUACAACUCUUACAUCUCGUCCAACUCGUAGAAUAAAGACCUUUUCAUCAUGGCGUCACGCUUACUUCUGGGUGGCAGAAGUCGGAGCUUUCUCCGAUGCCACUAUUAGUGAACCGAGCCAAACGUCACCGAGCCAAGGCAGAGUCAUUGAGAAAACGGGGAACUGGUUUGAAUGAUGAUUUUUAAACUUCAUACUUUGAAUGUAGCAAGUGUCAGGAGAGAACAAGAUGUUACAUUAUGUGAAAGUUUGCUGUAGUACUAGAGGGGCUCCAACUAGCAGAGACAAAUUUGUUGAGGGUUUUUAACAUAAUUCUGAUAAAUUGCUUGGGAUGAUGUAGAAUGCCAGCCGCAAUUCACAUUUGAACAGGGAAGACUGUUCGAAACUAAAUGCGGUGGAAAUUCAGACGUAGUUAACACAAUCGUUGAGUGGACUUUUCUGUUGCUUGGAUUAAUGGUGCAGAUGUGAUCUUUUGACUCUGAAAUAGAUUGAGCCCUAGCUAGCAGGCUAGCCAUCAUUUUUAGCUAAAUGACUCACAAGACAAGGCAAGCAAGUAGUUUCGACAUCCAUGUGAGAAAACGCCUGCCACAAACCCCAUGAUGGUGAUUUGCUUCCCAACGUGACCCUUGAGAAGUGGUUACCAGUCGUCUCGGCUUCUCUGUACAACUGUUUGCGACAUCCCCUCCAUUUAUCCUCCUCACCCACGUUCCCCUGGAUUCAUUUGGAUUUUUCUGGAAGGAAAUUGAAAAAAAGAAAACUAACAUUUUGGGGGUAGCCACUGUACAUCAGUUCAGGUCAGAAAUUCAAUCACCUUCUACCAACCGGAAGUAGUCCUCCUGCCUAUUGUUUACCAGCAUUGUGAAAAGGUCCAUUGCGUACUGUAAUGUUGCUACUGCCACCUCUUCGACACGUUGCAUAAUAAAUUGUUGGCUUCUUAGAGAA